Messenger RNA from Oryza sativa Japonica Group (Japanese rice), 1597 nucleotides. RefSeq lists its product as uncharacterized. The record is from RefSeq and is a predicted model, not a curated record. Lineage: Eukaryota; Viridiplantae; Streptophyta; Magnoliopsida; Poales; Poaceae.
UCUUCACCGCCCACGUGUCCACACCUGAGAAAGCCUCCUCCCCCUCCACCACCGCCGCGUUCGUCGCCACCGACCACCGUCGCUAUCCAAGAAGAAUAGACGACGACGACCACCCCGGAAACCGAGCUCCCACUCGCGGUGAGGUCACCAAUGGCGGACUCCCUCCUCCUCCUCGCCUGCCACCUCCUCCUCUCCCUCGCCCUCCUCGCCGCCUCCCUCUCCCACCUCCUCCUCGCCGCCACCACCCACCUCUCCCCUUCCUCCUCCCACCUCCGCCGCCUCCGCCACCCUCUCCUCCGCCUCCUCCCCGUCCUCCUCGCUCUCCCCUUCCCCUUCCUCCCCGUCUCCCCCACCGCCGCCGCCGCCCUCCUCCUCCUCCCGCCCCUCCUCCUCCCGCUCCCGCUCCCCUUCCUCCCCCACCUCCCCCACCUCCGCCCCCUCCUCCUCUCCCUCCCCCUCCUCCUCCUCGCCCGCGCCGCCUCCCUCGUCGCCGCCUCCUUCCCGCCCUCCGACCUCCAGUCCCACGCGCUCCACGUCGCCGCGGCCCUCCUCCUCGCCGCGGCCGUCGCCUCGCUGCUCGCCGCGAUCUCCCCCCCGAACCGCGGGCUCCUCGCCGAGACCGCGCUCGCCUGCGCCGGCGCCGUGGGUGGCCUCUGGGUGGGGCAGAGCGGCCUCGUCCUCUACGUCGACGCCUGCGUCCCCGCCGGGUGCCACCGCCUCAUGGACGCCGCCGUGGCCACGCCCGCCACGCGGUGCGACGUCGAGGAGGCCAGGCUCCGCGCCGUGGCGCUCAUGGACCUCGCGCUGUCCGUGCACUGCGUGGUCGUCGCGGCGGUGGCCGUGGGAGUGCACCUCGGGGUGGCUUGGUGGUGCGGGGUGGACGGCGGCGCCGGGGCGGGGAUGGGGACAGGGAGGAGGCAUAAUGGCGUCGGUGGGUCGUACGAUGCAAUGCCCACGGUGGCGUCUGCCGAGGCGGAGAUGGAACAUUUGCCGAUGAAGGGCGUCGUCGGCAAGAGCAUUGCGCAGGAAUAAGAUUGUGUUGCUUCAAUUGUGCUUGAUUAAGCAGUGGCGGAGCUGGACAGAAAAUCAAAGGGGGGCCAGCCGGCUUUUGACAGUUCAAAAAAUUAGCAAUUUCUCUUUUUUUUCAUGCAUUGGCAAUACAUAAAAGCGAAUAGUUUGCAAAAGUCGACGACAAAGAUCAGCUACAGAUGUCAGAUUUUGAAAUUUAGGAUUGGUGGGUACAUCAAGUUCAUAGUGACGUAAUUGACAUCUCAAAUUGGCUCUCUUGUUCUAAAAAAUCAGCAGGAUAGAACUUUGAAGCUAGAGAGCACACUUUAUCAAUGUUGAAUGAACUGAAUGAAUCACUUGGAUCCAAAGACGUACACAAAUUGAGAAGCUCUAUUGCUUGUUCACUGAAUCUGCUAUGAUAUAUGGGGGUAAUAAAAAAAUUGUUUUUAUUGGGAGGGGCCAUGGCCCCUGCCAGCCCCCCCUCAGUUCCGCCACUGGUUUCAGGUUACAAGACGUUUUGACUUUGGUCAAAGUCAAACUGUUUCAAAUUUAACUAAGUUUAUAGACAAAUGUAGUAAUAUUCAUAAUA